Molecule: messenger RNA, 3381 nt
Organism: Sinocyclocheilus rhinocerous
Lineage: Eukaryota; Metazoa; Chordata; Actinopteri; Cypriniformes; Cyprinidae
Product: proprotein convertase subtilisin/kexin type 7-like
Exons: 17
Coding region: 403-2562 (719 amino acids)
Biological process (GO): protein processing
Cellular component (GO): Golgi membrane; trans-Golgi network
Molecular function (GO): serine-type endopeptidase activity
Source: RefSeq, a predicted model, not a curated record
GUUUCAGAUAUAAAACUAAGAUUAAACGAUUCGGAUCAAUAGAAGAUUCGAACGGAUCACACCGGAUGUGACGAAGCAGAUGACGAACGCGGAAGUUUCGCGGAGCAGAUUGAGUUCCCUGCUCGCGUGAUGUCGCGGACUGAGUUUAUAGCGAAUAAUGACUCUAAACAGCUCGGAAAUAAAACGGACAAACGAUAGCGAAGCACAUCAACGUUACCAGAAGUAUGCACACUGGGUGACCCUUUCGGUGAACUGUUGGGUUGAGAGCGAACCCCAGACCCGAGUUCAGCUCCAGCCCGGGUUAAACACACCAGAAGCAGCUAAUCGAGGACUGCAGGAUUACUACAAGCCUCCAGCUGAUCUGAUGUGGAGAGAGUGUUCUGCUGGUUUCUCCUGGCUGACAUGGCAUCCUCCCCCCAGAUGUGUCUCAGCCUCUAUCAUCUGCUGCUCCUCACCAUUUCACCGCUGCGCAGCCAUUCCUUCUUCUUUCCCUCUCAACCGUCCUCUCCCUGUGGGCCGGGCCGGUCCUGGGCGGUGCGGCUCGACGCGGGCUCUGUGACAGCGGGGCGUUCGCUGGAGCGGCUGGCACACAGUGUGGCAGAGGAGGUGGGCCUGGAGAAUCACGGGCAGAUCGGGCAGCUGGAGGGACACUACCUGCUCUGCCAAGGAGCGGAGGACAGCGCAGACGUGGACUCGGCUCUGGAUCGAAACCCUCAUGUGCUGUGGCACUCACAGGAACACAUCCUGAGACGCUCCAAGAGAAGCGUGACCUUCAAUGACCCCAAAUAUCCCAGUCAGUGGCACCUGCACAACGAUGUGAAACAAGGGAUGGACAUCAACGUGAGCGGUGUCUGGGAGAGAAACAUCACCGGCGUCGGGAUCACAGUGGUUGUGGUGGAUGACGGGCUUCAGCACACACUGGCAGAUAUUCAGCCCAACUAUAGUCCUGAGGGUAGUUAUGAUCUGAACUCGAACGACCCUGACCCCAUGCCUCAUCCUGACAGCCACAGCGAUAACCAUCACGGCACGCGCUGCGCUGGAGAGAUCGCCGCCGUCUCAAACAACCGCUUCUGCACUGUCGGAGUCGCAUACGGAGCCAAAGUGGCAGGCAUCAGAGUUUUGGACGGACCCCUCACAGACAGCAUGGAGGCUGUUGCUUUUAAUAAGCAUUACCAAGUUAAUGACGUCUACAGCUGCAGUUGGGGUCCGGAUGAUGAUGGCCGUACGGUUGAUGGACCGCAUCCCUUAGGCAAGGCGGCGCUGCAGCAUGGAGUUAUUGCAGGCAGGAGAGGUUUCGGUAGCAUCUUUGUUGUCGCCAGUGGUAAUGGAGGACAGUAUGAAGACAACUGCAACUAUGACGGCUAUGCUAACUCCAUCUACACCGUCACCAUUGGCGCGGUUGAUGAGAAUGGCAAAAGGCCGUUUUAUGCAGAAGAGUGUGCGUCUAUGCUGGCCGUCACGUUCAGCAGUGGGAGCAGACAGCUGCGCAGUAUAGUGACGUCUGACUGGUCGCUGCAGAGCGGCACCGGCUGUACUGACGGACACACAGGCACUUCAGCGGCUGCUCCUCUGGCUGCAGGGAUGGUGGCGCUCAUGCUGCAGGUGCGGCCCUGUCUGAGCUGGCGGGACGUCCAGCACAUCAUCACCUACACAGCAACACAGCAUGACGCUGACGCUCAGGCUGACUGGGGAAUCAAUGGAGCCGGUUUCCACCACAGUCACAAGUACGGCUUUGGAUUGCUAAAUGCCUGGAGGCUCGUUAAUGCUGCCAAGGUCUGGGAGUCCGUCCCCUUUUUGGUGUCCUACCAGAGCCCAGUUUUAAAGACCAACGAGGGCAUCCCAGAGUAUCCCAAAACUCUCACUCACACCUGGAAUGUCUCUCUGUCUGAGCUGAGGCAGUCUGGCAUGCAGACGCUGGAGCACGUGUCUGUUACUGUGACGGUCGUCCAUCCGCGGCGCGCGAGCGUGGAGAUCCGGCUCGUCUGUCCCAGUGGAAUGAGCUCUCUGAUCGGGGCCCGGAGACCGCUGGAUGUAGAUACGACUGGAUUCACGGACUGGACGUUUUCCACUGUGCGAUGCUGGGGAGAAAGAGCCGAGGGACAAUACAGUCUACAAAUCACCGACCACAAAGAGCCGACUCUGUCAUCAGGCGUCCUGAAGCACUGGAAACUCACUCUAUACGGCUCCUCUCUGUCUCAUCAGCAGGUGAAAGAGAGACGGAGGGUUGUUGAAGAUGCCAUGGGUGGACAGUAUCUGGACAGAAGUUUUGCUCUUCCCUGUCCUCCUGGUAUCGACGUUCCUCCUGAAAUCGUGAGCCCGUUCACCUCGAGCAGCCUGAAGUCUCUCCUGCUGCUGGGCUGUUUCGCUCUCUUCUGGUCGCUCUAUUACACUCUGGAGGUGACCCUCACUCAUUGGGACUGGCGUGGAUGCAGCACGACGGGACGGGACAGAGGCUUUCAGGCCGGAUCCACGGGCCUAGAGGACAGUCAAGUGGUGGAAAUCCAGCCCGAGAUGGACAAUGAGUCCAAAGUCCCGCUCAUUGCUGCUGAUGAGAACACGUAGCACGUGUCUCCAUUUCUUUCGUUUGAAAUUUCAGGUUGCACUUCGCUUUUGUUUGCGCAUGUGAGCCAAAUGCUCUAUGUUGAGUUGCCUUCUUUUGUGUUCAUGACCAUGUUGUCUUAUAAGAGUGCCUGAUGUUGAGUGCAGUAUUUUAAACAUUCAGUGCAUGAUUGAGAGAAUGUGUGAGUGAGGUUUGCCGAGUGCUGUGUGGAUGAUAUUUUGUGGAGUUUAAUAUAAUGACUUUUUUCUUGAUCGUGACGCAUCGAAUGUGUCACUCUUAGGUCUAUAAAUACCUCCGACACUUGAAAGACUGAAAGAGGUUGUUUAAACUGGAGGUCUGCUUACCUGCAGAUAUUUUACUGAUUCUAGUCUGUUUGUCUUUUGUUUUUUUUUACUGAAGUGUGGUAUUCUUGUGAACAAGAACUCAGAUGGGGUUUGAAUAAAAACAAAAAGGGAAAGUGUUUUAGUAUCUCUGCAUGGGUUACAGUGUUAUGUGCUUUUAGACGUGCUCUUAAAAUCAACACAAAAUGUUGAUCGCAAACCAAUUCAUUUCUGUAAUGAGAGGAGUGGAGCUUGAUUUCGUCGAUGAGGAAUUGAUUGGUUGGUGAGAAGUCUUUCUAUAUGACAGGUAGAGAAGAAAAUAAGAUUGAUCAGUGACAUUAGCCUAAUUUUUUCCCUUUCGGAUUAACAUGCACCACAAUAAGACCAGGAGUGUGUAUUACAGAAGUAAAUGGGGUUCAUUUCGAUGUGAUGUUAACUUGCAGAUAUUACAAACUGUUUCUUAUAAAGCGGAGAGUUCCGGUCCUUGAUUCUGAUUGGCUG